Molecule: messenger RNA, 781 nt
Organism: Rhincodon typus (whale shark)
Lineage: Eukaryota; Metazoa; Chordata; Chondrichthyes; Orectolobiformes; Rhincodontidae
Gene: c8g
Product: complement component 8, gamma polypeptide
Exons: 7
Coding region: 32-649 (205 amino acids)
Biological process (GO): complement activation
Cellular component (GO): membrane attack complex
Source: RefSeq, a predicted model, not a curated record
UUGUUUGCUGGACCUGCCUUGUCUCCAAACCAUGCGAUCUAUCCGUCUCCUUUUCCUUUGCAUACUUUGUUUGAUCUUCCCCCCAUGUAGCAGAGGCACAAGGUCUCGGAGGCCGAAUCGGAGGGUCGAUGGCCCUAUCGAUGGGAUUCAGGCACAGAACAACUUUAAUGUUCAGCAGUUUACAGGGGUGUGGCAUCUCAUUUCUGUUGGGUCAAAGUGUUCCUAUCUGAAGCUUAACAACCACCGUCUGGAGGCAGUUACUAUGAAGGUAACCAAUCAGGAUGAAGAUAUUCGCAUCAAUACGUUACGUAAACUGGAUGGACUGUGCUGGGACAUUAAACAAGACUAUAGGAAGGGUGCAACUCCCGGGAGAUUCUCCAGGACAAAUCGAGGAUUAAAGACAUACAUUGUCAUUGCUGAAACGGAUUACACCAACUAUGCAAUCCUUUUCCUUCAACAAAGGAGGAAAAUCACUGUCAAACUCUAUGGGAGAGGCAUCGAAGUUAGCGAACCUGUGCAGUCGAAGUUCCGUCAAUUUGUCAUCGACAACAACAUUCCGGAAAUUUUCAUUUACGCCUUCCCUCGAUAUGGACACUGCAAUGUUGCUGAUGAGUUUCAUCAGCUUGAUGACGAUUUUGGAAAGUCUUGAAACAAGAAGCCAUGAGCCUCAUUAAGUAGGCCCAGAAAUGAAGGCAAAUUUCGUUGUGUUUCUGCUAUUGCAUCUAAGCAACAUCAGUUUUUCUGCCCUGUCAGUUUAUCAAAUAAAGUUGUGUUUCAAAAA